GAGGUGGUUGGAGGCGAGGCCGCUUGUUUUCUCGUGGGCUCGAACUCGCGCGCUCUGUUCCCUCCCCCCCGGCGAGCGGUGGGGCGGAGAAACGACGGCGGAGGCAGCGGCGGCGGCUGUAACAGUGGACGCCCUCCUGUCUCCUCUCCGGCAAACGGUUCCUCUUUCCCCUCCCUCUCACUGUUUGUUGUGUGUUUGAUGUGUUAAAGCAGGAGCGAGCAGCGCCAUGAGCAACACUACCGUCGUCCCCAGCACUGCGGGCCCGGGCCCCAGCGGCGGGCCGGGUGGCGGCGGCGGCGGCGGCGGCGGCACCGAGGUAAUCCAGGUGACUAAUGUCUCCCCGAGCGCUAGCUCUGAGCAGAUGCGGACCCUCUUCGGUUUCCUAGGCAAGAUCGACGAACUGCGCCUCUUCCCGCCGGAUGAUUCACCUUUGCCGGUCUCAUCCCGUGUCUGCUUUGUUAAAUUCCAUGAUCCGGACUCAGCAGUUGUGGCACAGCAUCUGACAAACACUGUAUUCGUUGACAGAGCAUUGAUAGUCGUACCAUAUGCAGAAGGAGUUAUUCCUGAUGAGACUAAGGCUUUGUCUCUGUUGGCACCAGCUAAUGCAGUGGCAGGUCUUCUGCCUGGUGGUGGACUCCUGCCUACUCCUAACCCACUUACCCAGAUUGGCGCUGUUCCAUUGGCUGCUUUGGGAGCUCCUACCCUUGCUGCACUUGGGCUUCCUGGAGCAAACUUGAACUCUCAGUCUCUUGCUGCAGAUCAGUUGCUGAAGCUUAUGAGUACUGUUGAUCCCAAGUUGAAUCAUGUAGCUGCUGGUCUUGUUUCACCAAGUCUGAAAUCAGAUACCUCUAGUAAAGAAAUAGAGGAAGCCAUGAAGAGAGUACGAGAAGCACAGUCCCUAAUAUCUGCUGCCAUAGAACCAGAUAAAAAAGAAGAAAAACGAAGGCACUCAAGAUCAAGAUCACGCUCUAGGAGGAGGAGGACUCCUUCAUCUUCUAGACACAGGCGGUCAAGAAGCAGAUCUAGAAGGAGGUCACAUUCUAAGUCAAGGAGUAGGCGACGAUCCAAAAGUCCCAGACGGAGAAGAUCUCAUUCCAGAGAGAGAGGUAGAAGGUCAAGGAGCACAUCCAAAAACAGAGACAAAAAGAAAGAAGACAAAGAAAAGAAACGUUCCAAAACACCACCAAAAAGUUAUAGCACAGCCAGACGGUCCAGAAGUGCAAGCAGUUUGUACAUUUGUGGUCCUAGAGAGAGACGACGUCGACGAAGCAGGAGUGGCACAAGAUCUCCUAAAAAGCCCAGGUCUCCGAAAAGAAAAUUGUCUCGCUCACCGUCCCCUAGGAGGCAUAAAAAGGAGAAGAAGAAAGAUAAAGACAAAGAAAGAGGCAGAGAUGAACGAGAACGAUCAACAAGCAAGAAGAAGAAAAGUAAAGAUAAAGAAAAGGAUCGGGAAAGAAAAUCUGAGAGUGAUAAAGAUGUAAAACAGGUUACACGGGAUUAUGAUGAAGAGGAACAGGGGUAUGACAGCGAGAAAGAGAAAAAAGAGGAGAAGAAACCAACAGAACCAGUUUCCCCCAAAACAAAAGAAUGUUCUGUGGAAAAGGGAACUGGUGAUUCCCUGAGAGAAUCCAAAGUGAAUGGUGAUGAUCAUCAUGAAGAAGACAUGGAUAUGAGUGACUGAAUAUGGCCUCCAUAAGAAUCCACCUGUAUACAUGCAUCAGUGUCAUUCCUUUGUGUGAUAUCUUCAUGCUGUAUUUGUUCAUCUCAAACCUUAGAUGUAUACAGCUCUGAGCUAUAAAUGGUUAUAACGCUCCUGUAAUUGAUAUUAUUUACAUCCAAAAGUUUUUAGAAAAUGCUAUGUGGGUAACCAAUUCUUGAUGUGGUGAAAUCUGAUUGAGUAACCAAGCAGCUUGACUAUUCUGGUGCUGCUUCAUAGCAGAAGUGAAAAGCUGCAUGCAUCUACAGCAGGCAUGGAUUGUUUAUGUUGUAUAAUCUCCUUUAUUAAGUAAGUUCACUUAUAGUAUUUCUAGAAUUUGAUUCAUUGCCGUAAUAGAGCCAUGUAGGGAAUGCACUGAUUGCAUGUUAGUUGUGGCAGGAAUAUCCUCAAUGUCAUUAAAAUCCUCCAACAUGAUGGAUCUACUUAUGGUCUUGUUUGUUGAUAUGACAAGUUAACAUUCUUAUAGUUACAUCUGGAAAUAAGCAUUUGAAAUAGAUAAUCCUUUAAGCCUUGUGGCUGAAAUUUUGUGGCUUUUGUUUAACUUUGAAAGGUUAUAUAUGCACUAACCUUUUUUGAUGGCUGCUUAGGCUUUAAUUACAGAAACAAGAUUUCAAAUGAAACUGUCUUUGGCAGUGAGUAAAUAGCAUAUUUUGGAGUAGAGUUGUAUACUUUUUCAUAAGGUGUUUGGGAAUUUUUUUCCCUGAAAUAAUUUAUUUCACACCUACAUCAUUAAAAGCUAUCUGCCUAUCCGGAGUCCAUCUAUAAAAAAAAGACUUAUCUCUUGUCCUAAUUUUCAAUUUUUCACUUUUAUUAAUUUGUUUUAAUCUCAAUGUUGGAAAAAGGGGGUAGUGCAUUUUAAAUUGACCAUAUGCUUUUAAAGUGAGACAAAUGUACUUGAUAAUGUACUUUUUAUUUGAUCUCAAGUUGUGUAAAACCAAUAAAUUUGUGUUACUGUUACUGCAGUAGUAAUCUUAUGCCCACAGUGAUUCCAUGUUAAAUGCAAAGUAGUUUAGGCAACUGUUUUCUUAGUUACAGGAGUUUCCAGCUUCACUUUUGUGCAGUAAAAACAAAAGUAGGCUACAGUCUGUGCCAUGUUGAUGUACAGUUUCUGAAAUUGUUUUACAAGUCUUUGAUAAUAAAACCCUUAAACCUAUGUUCAUGUUCCUGUAAAACCGUAUUUGUAUUUAUUUACAAGCUGUUGAAUGUAUGACAUUUACCUCAUUCAUUUUACAAAUCAAGUCCUUUCCCCUACAAUCUACAUAUUUACUAUACAAUCCAUCACUGUAGUGAUUAGUUACCAUCAGAAUGAUCAAAGUUGCUUUAAUUUCUAAAACAAUCUAUUUCUUAGUAUAAAUUUCUCAUAUUUUGGGUGUAGGAAUUGGGUUGAGUAAAGUAACUGUAGGAUAAAUGAUCCCACCUAUAUCUACUAAAUUUAUAUUUUCAGUGAAAUAUUUGCCUUUGCUGGACUAGUAUAGCAAUUCAAUGGUAUGUAUCUACUGUACAAUACUAAAUAUUUAUUCAUUUAUGAAAUGAGUAGUGUUAGAGUGGCUGGGAUUAAGGGGGAAAUGAGACUUGGAAGUAUAGCUCUUAUCCAAGUCUGAUAAUUUUUUUAACUUUUAAAAUUGAAAUGCCAUAUAGAAAGCAGCAUUGUUUUUACAGUUUAUAGUAAGUAACUUUUUAAAGAUUUUAUCCAAAGGAAUUUUGUCUAUAGUUAUGAAGUUCUAGUAAUGGCCCUAAUAGUCAUUUUAAAACUGUUGAACAGAAGUGACAUUUACUGAAACCUACAAAAACUUUCUUAGUAGGUGAUGAUUGAACCAUAUGACUGCCAUUUUUGUAAAUCAAAACAAAAUGUUGGCAGUUUCACCUGGUUAAACCUAGUAUUAGUCUGUUUCCUCACUUGUAAUCUCUGAAUACAAAUAUACUUAACUUUUCAAAAGGGAUUAAGUUUUGGGCUAUAAAAUAGUGUCACUGAUGUAAAAUGCAGUGAAGGGAACCCGUACCUAGGUUAUUUUUCAGUGAACAUUUUAUACACAAUGGUAAGGUUGCACAGGACACAAGCCUUUAACACAAUCAGUUGAAACCAAGUGAAUACUGACUGCUUCCACACUUGAGUUUUGUUCUGUAUUUAGUAGUAAAUGAUUAAAAAAA
This is a messenger RNA of Myotis lucifugus (little brown bat), 3865 nucleotides long. It is a transcript of the gene SRSF11, whose product is annotated as serine and arginine rich splicing factor 11. The record is from RefSeq and is a predicted model, not a curated record. Gene Ontology annotation, molecular function: RNA binding. Gene Ontology annotation, biological process: RNA splicing. Gene Ontology annotation, cellular component: nucleoplasm. NCBI's taxonomy places the organism in Eukaryota, Metazoa, Chordata, Mammalia, Chiroptera, Vespertilionidae. The transcript is spliced from 12 exons. Bases 227 to 1681 code for a protein of 484 amino acids.